This is a messenger RNA of Antechinus flavipes (yellow-footed antechinus), 767 nucleotides long. It is a transcript of the gene MORN2, whose product is annotated as MORN repeat containing 2. The transcript is spliced from 5 exons. Bases 210 to 638 code for a protein of 142 amino acids. NCBI's taxonomy places the organism in Eukaryota, Metazoa, Chordata, Mammalia, Dasyuromorphia, Dasyuridae. The record is from RefSeq and is a predicted model, not a curated record.
GUGGUGUUCAGGGGGUGCGUCUCCCUGACGACCGGGGCGCGCGUCCGGCUGGACGUCCCCCCCCCGGGAGUGUAGCUAGUUGUUGCCCGCGCUAGCGGCGGCCGGGUGGGUGUGUGGGUGGGGGGUAGCGCCCGGGGGAGGGGAAGGGGAUUUAGUCGUGGCCACCGCCGCCAUCGCCGAGAAUCCUGAGGUCUGUGCUCCUCCUGAAAAUGAGCGCGGGGUCAGCAGAAGAGCCUAAAGCCCCAGAAGUAUAUAAAAUAUGCUUCAUAUUUCCAAAUGGAGACAAAUAUGAGGGUGAUUGUACUAGAAUAUCUUCUGGAAUUUUUGAGAGAAAUGGAUCAGGGGUUCACACAACCCCCAAUGGAAUAACCUAUGUAGGGGCCUGGAAAAAUGACAAGAUGAAUGGAAUUGGAAGACUUGAACAUUUUUCAGGAGCAGUAUAUGAAGGAGAGUUCAAGGACAACAUGUAUCAUGGAAUGGGGACUUAUACAUUCCCAAAUGGAGCAAAAUAUACUGGAAGUUUUGUAGAAAACAGGGUGGAAGGUAAGGGAGAAUAUACUGACAUUCGUGGAUUGGAAUGGAGUGGUACCUUUCAUUACACAGCUGCACCGGGGCUGAAACUAAAACUACAGAUGUAGGUCUCCAAACUGAUGUAAUAACUUUCCAGUUGAUGUUAAUCAAAAGCAAUUAUGAUGAAGUUUCCAUUAAACAUUUCACAUACCACUUACUGUUCUGUAAGUUAUUCAAUAAAAUCACCCAUACAUUUC